AAAAUAUUUAUUAAAACUCCUGAGCAAUUAAUGUGAAAAAUUAUAUUAAAAAAGUAAAUUUGGUAAGACUAAUCCUGAUUUAAACGGUGUCAUAGUAAAAAUUGACACAUCAUCAAAGUCAAGUAUCAAAAUGCUUGUGUUUGUUUUCACCGCUCUUUCUCUUCUCUCCCCAUGUCUUGCGACAAUUCCAAGGCCAAGAGGCGUCGCCAUAUCAAUGGCCAGCUUCUACAAGCCAGAUGUUCCAUUCCAGUGCCUAGAUGGAAGCAAACAGGUCCCGUUUGAGUAUGUAAACGAUGAUUACUGUGACUGCCCAGAUGGCUCUGAUGAACCUGGUACCUCUGCGUGCACAAAUGGCAAGUUUCACUGUACGAACGCUGGCUAUAGACCUAUCAACAUCCUGUCCUCCAGGGUCAAUGACGGCAUUUGUGACUGUUGUGAUGGUUCCGAUGAGUGGGAGGGGAACAUUGAAUGUGUUAACAACUGCAAGGAGUUAGGUCGUAAGAUGCGUGAGGAUAGAGAGAAACAGAUGCAGCUGCAGGACAGUGGCUACAAGGUGAAACUGCAGUACAUGGAGGAGGGCAAGAAGAGAAGGGCAGAGAAAAGGGCUGAGAUGGAAACCCUGGAGCAAAGCAAGGUUGAGCUGGAGGCGUUGAAGAAUGAGGUAGAGGCAAGGAAAAUCGAAGUUGAGGGCCCAGAAAAGGAGGCCAAAGAGAAACAUGAGCAGGCUUGGAAAGAAGUGCAGGAGGCAAAGAAAGCUGAGCUGGACAAGAUCAAGGCUGAGACGGCCUUCUACGAGAUGGAUGAAAACAAGGACAAUAGGGUUGACCUAGUGGAGAUCAAGGCCCAUGCCCAGUUUGACGUGGACAACAACGGGGAGGUGUGUGACAGUGAGGCAAGGGAGCACCUUGAGAUCGGUGAGGAGGCCGACCAUGUGGACCUGGAACACUUCAUGGAGAAGGUGUGGCCCAACAUCCGAGACUUCUACAAGUCACCUGCCGAACAGGAGGACAAGGGAGACAACCAAGAAAUUGAACCGAAGCUGCCACCGAGACCAGGUAGACGGUAUGUUAAAAACAAACUACCAAUGAUUGAGCGCAAGAAACUUCAGAUGAGGGGAAAAUAUACAGAGGAUGAUGGCUAUAUAGACCAUGAAGAAGAUGACGAUGAAGAUGAAUUUGAUGAUGAUGAUGACAUUGAUGAUGAUGAUGAUGAGAAACCAGAAGACAACAUGCUGGAACCUCCCAAAGCAACUUCGAGUGGAGUUCCUGAUCUUGUUGUACCUCCAACUGGGGAAGAGGAGAAUCGUGUGGGAGAAAAUAAGACAGGGGAGGAGGAGGCAAUGCCGGAAUACGAUGACGAAACCAAACAACUCAUUGCAGUUGCUGAUGCAGCAAGGAAACAGUUUACAGAUGCAGAUAACGCACUCCGGGAUGCUGAAAAUGCAAUAAGAGAUUUGCAGAAUUACCUCAACUUGGACUAUGGUCCUAAUGAAGAGUUCAGUGCACUGAAGGGGAAUUGUUACGAGUAUACAGACAGAGAAUAUACCUAUAAACUGUGCGGGUUUGAGAAGGCAACACAGAGGCCUAAAGCUGGAGGGUCAGAAACUACUCUAGGAAACUGGGGUAAAUGGGAGGGCACUCCAGAAGAUAAAUAUGCGGCCCAGAAAUACGAGAAUGGCCAGUCCUGUUGGAAUGGGCCUAACAGAUCUGUCAAGGUCAACAUGAAAUGUGGUCUGGAGAAUAAGGUGACCGGUACCUCUGAGCCGAGUCGUUGUGAAUAUGCCUUUGAUUUUGAGACUCCUGCCAGGUGUACAGAACCCCCAGCCAGGGCCUCAGACGAUACGCAUGAUGAACUGUAGAUGUGCCAACACCCUCAAUAUUGUCCAUCAUUCUAUAGGACUAUAGAGGAGUGUCUUAGAGAGUAUAAUUGUGCUAACAUUUUGUGAUAUUUCGUACCAUAGUGGAGAAACCAUAGUUAAUAUGAAUUUAGACACAUUGCCACCUAAUGGUAUAAAUUGGCCUGCUGAAUGAUGAAUGUGGAUUGUUUUAUAAAGAGCUAACAUCAUUUUAAUGAUAUAAUCUAAGACUGUACCUGAUCUAACUAAAACCUUGUGUACUUCCAUAUACGUUGAACUCACUAUUGGUAUAAAGCUAUGAAUUCCAUUGCUAUUAUAAAUACUUACGCAUUAUUGUGCUUCUUUUUAACUUACUAUUCUAUGAGCACAACUUAAGAUUCCGUAAAAUUUUGUUUGUAUUAUAAAGCUGCCUUACUCAAAAUAUCAUGAGUAUUCUAUGCAAUAAAUAUUAAAACAUU
Molecule: messenger RNA, 2313 nt
Organism: Mya arenaria
Lineage: Eukaryota; Metazoa; Mollusca; Bivalvia; Myida; Myidae
Product: glucosidase 2 subunit beta-like
Exons: 17
Coding region: 131-1858 (575 amino acids)
Biological process (GO): N-glycan processing
Cellular component (GO): glucosidase II complex
Molecular function (GO): calcium ion binding; protein binding
Source: RefSeq, a predicted model, not a curated record